This is a messenger RNA of Hypomesus transpacificus, 3612 nucleotides long. RefSeq names its product Smith-Magenis syndrome chromosome region, candidate 8b (gene smcr8b). Gene Ontology annotation, cellular component: guanyl-nucleotide exchange factor complex. Lineage: Eukaryota; Metazoa; Chordata; Actinopteri; Osmeriformes; Osmeridae. Gene Ontology annotation, molecular function: GTPase activator activity. The record is from RefSeq and is a predicted model, not a curated record.
AACACCAAAUAAGACAUUUAUUUAUUUAGUUCUACCCACCACCGCCCACUCGAGAAAUGCGUUCAUAAAUAUAAGGUAUCUGGUGUUGUUGUGUGGACCGCCAGUCACUACCAGAUCCACGGAGAAAGAAUGCGCCUGGACGGUUCCUCGCGGGUCACUGGCAGUCAUGUGACUGUGCCAUGUCGUUAUGGAGUCCUUUUGCAGCUCCGGUGCACCGACAGAUCGUCUGACCGGCUCGAUGUGUCCGGGAGAGGCUACAAACCAGGGAUAAAGGUCGACCACGUGACUCGGCGUGACUUCCGAAAGACAACUUCCCUCCAACCACCCGCGAGUGGUCGCUCUGAAGUGUCGGUGUUCCAACAGAGGAGUUGUUUGUUUACAGCGUUCCCGCCGCACAACGGAUCCUUGUUGACGUUAGAAGACCCGGUAAGUUACUGACACGUCUCGGGCGGAAGUUAGUUUUUAGAAACGCCGUUGACCUGCUUAGUGUGACCAACAUGCCACAGGCUUCACGGAGAAGUGAAACUGACACUGGUCUGUUUGAGUUUGUGUUGUUCCAACUGCGCAACAAAUUUGACGUUCGCUCUCCGGUGCAAACGCUGACUCACUCACUGGGCUCGAGACCCGCCGAGGUCACAGGGGCAUGAGAACGUGCAAGUUUGACGGAGAUAUCUUCACUGAGUUCUGAAGAUAUAAAGUCCAUACCGGACUCCUGAGUUUACAGACUGCUUUCCCCUCUGCACCGGGAGAAGAUAUAACCGGAGGGCAUUGUUCCAGUUAGCAGAUCAGUAAAACGGUCAGAUCAGCGGGAUUAUGAUCGGUUCUCCCGACCUGUUGGCGUUCACCGGCGCUGAGGGCUUCGGCGAGGCGAGGGAGCGCGCGGGCGAGUUGCAGGGGGUCCCUGAGGAGCUGUCAGUCCCACUGCUGCCCCGCGCGCACCCCUGGGCCGCCACCUCCUCCGCCCUCUUCCUCCGGGACUUCAUACUGGUGGCAGAGUUCUCUGAACAGGUGGGACCCCAGCCCGUGCUCACCAUCCCAGACGAUCCCAGGAUUCUGGGUGCAUUUGAUUUGAACCACUUCUCACUCCGGAUCAUGUCCGUGGACUACCAAGCCUGCUCUCCUGGCCCCUCCCCCUCCCCGUCAGGCCCCUCCCACACAGGCCCCGCCCCCCGCCUCAGCUUCUGUGAGGACUCCCGUGUGGUCAUGGGAGACUGGGGCAGCUUUGCCUAUGUGCAGCACCUGACGCUGUACGACCUGGAGGCUCGAGGCUUCGUCAGGCCCUUCUGCAUGGCCUACGUCUCUGCAGAGCACAGGAAGCUCAUGGAGCACUUCCUGUUGCUGUCGGAGGGGCUAGGCCAAGCCUCUGAUUGGCUGAAGACAGGAAACAGACGGGCCUUCGCCCGGGAGCUGACCAGGAAGUUGCUGGACCUGGAAUACACACGCUCAGUCCUGCAGAAAGAAUCUGAGGCCCAGUCAGCCAAUGAGCUGGCAGGAAUCGAGCGUUCCAUCCUAGAGCACCGCGACCUUCUGCGGCAGGUCACUUCCUUCCCAAACAGGAAGCUGAAACAGCCUGACUUCCUGCCGUAUGACACAUAUGACCCAGAACCCCACCCACUGACCCCUGAACCCCCCUCCCCCUCCUACACGCCCCGGCUGGUGAAGCUCCCCCCCUCACGGCGUUUUGACCGGCGCAUGAAGCCCCUGGAGGAGCUGAGUGAUGCCUACUUUCUGUCUCUCACACUGGAGCAGCUGGCCACCGUGGAGCGCCGUCUCCGUGGCGACUUGCCCUCGCUGUUCACCGCACGCAUCACGCAGGCGCUGACCAGGAAGUACCCGCUUAACAACUUCCUGUUCGAGCCCUGGAACCCCGAGGAGGGGGAGGAGCUGCAGGGCAGAGAGGGAGGAAGUAGUGGGGAGGGACUUCCUGUGCCAGAAUGCGACGGCCAGUGUCCUCCAGCCAGCUUGGAGUCUUUCUUCUCCUGCGUGGAGGAGCUGUCAAUCAAACUGGAGAUAGGAAGUAGGGGGGCGGGGCAGGGCGUGGAGGAGGAGGCUGCUGGGGACACGAUGGUGGGGAGCGUGAGCAGCGGUGACAGCAUUGAGGUUCUGGGAACAGAGAAGUCCUACCGCUCUCAGCCUGUCACCACGGACACUGGAGAACUGAGAGAGUUGCUGGGCGGCGAAGGGCGGCAGGUGGAGGCGGGGCCAGGGCAUGUGGAGGCGGGGCCAGUGCGUGUGGAGGCGGGGCCAGGGCGUGUGGAGGCGGGGCCAGGGCAUGUGGAGGCGGGGCCAGGGCGUGUGGAGGCGGGGCGUGUGCGUGUGCCAGCGCGGCGCUCUAACAGUGAGGACAGCAUUGAGGUGCUCAGCACCACCCUCGUCCCCGACGACCUGGCUGCCAUCACAGAGGAGACGGAGGAGAGCCCUGGAAACGCUGCCAUGGAGGAGCACUGCACCCUGGCUCAGAAAGAUUCCCACCAGCAGCCUGAGGGUUGCCGUGCCAACGGUCAGGUCAAAGGUCAGCGGCUGGUCCCGAAGCUCCGUCUGAACUUGACUCCGGCCGUGACCCCAGAGGCCCUCCCCCUGACCUCUGUGGAGCGCUGGUCGCUGUCUUGCUCAGCAGACGAAGCAGUUGACUGCUCCUCCUCACCCUGCUCCUCCGAGGCCCCCUCCCUCUCCUCCCGUCACCACGGCAACUCCCACCAGCGCCGUAGGAGGGCGGGGCUGCGUGCGCUCAGGUUCCUUCACCAGAACUCGUUUUCCCAGCAUGUCGUGUUCUGCUUGCUCAGCGGGCGGCCCCUGCUGGUGAUUGGUGGAGAGGAGCGUUCCGUCCAGAGAACGGUCGGGGCCCUCGCCCUCUACCUGCCCAACCCCGGUCGCCCCGGCAGCAGUGUGCAGCCCUGCCUCAGCCGGCCCCUCAGCCUGGCCGACCUGCUCACCUAUAGGCUCAUCGGCAUCGUCAGAUCUUCUGGAACUCCAUUUCCCAGCAUGCACCCCUCUGUGGAUCAUUAUGGUCGCUACGUAGCUCUGCUGGACCUUGACCACAGGACUCUGCGCUGCCCUCCCUACAGCGGCUCUCUGAUUGGCCGGCUUGCUGACCCCCGCUCUCUAAUUGGGCGAGGCAGCACGUACCUGCUGCACCUGGAGAGCUGCCUCACGGCAUUGGCCAAUCGGGCGUUUGUAUACACUUUCAGUCCCGCCCUCCAACGUCCCAGCAUGCUCGGCGAGGAGGAAGUGGUCCAGGCUGAGCGCCGGCGUCACUUCCUGUGUGGGCGGGGCUGCAGCAGCCAGGAUGACCUGAAGGUGAUGGACUUCCUUUCUGACCUCAUUAAACAGCGCCAGACAGGAAGUGGACCUCCGGUCCUCCGCUUUUCCUACAGCCCCACCCUUCUCCAUAAGAAUACAGCCGGGUAGAACUGCAAACACAGUACCGUAACCAUGGCCACACUGAACUAUAAUGUAAUCAUAGCAAUGCAGAACCUUGGUACUGUAACUACAGGAACACAAAACUGGGAGUUGAUACUGUACAAUCUUCAUCUUGACAAGAUCUAGAUUCUGAAUGUGUGUCGUGUUAAUACAACCUGACUGAGUGUGUGUGUGUGUGUGUGUGUGUGUCAG